CGGAGAAGGGAUACCCUGGGCCGAGCGCACCGGGCCAUGGCGCUGUCGCGGGCCAAGGGCCUCAACAUCACCAAGAAUGACACCCGCCGCAUGGAGGAGGAGGCCAAGCAGAUGGAGGCGAAGCUGGAGCUGCUGCGGCGCACCAUGGAGGUUGCGGAGCAGUCGGGAAAGAGCGCCGAUGGUAGGUGGCGCAGCGGGGCGAACAACAAGCCCUUGACGAAGGGCUAUGUCAAGUCCGUGCUGGAGGCUCCCAACAAGAAGGGCAAGAGCGGCACGCCCAAGUCUGGGACCCUGGCCGAAGCUACGGAGGCCAGCCCUUUGGCGCCACUUCCCAGCCCCAGCCCUUCGAACUCCAACGCCAGCCCCUUGGCGCCGCUGGUGACGAGCAACAGCCCUUCCACUGUGGGCGCAACCAGUGCGGCAAGAAACUUGCAGGCGGCGAUGCAGAGUCAGGACCGGGAUGCUCUGGAGGUGGAGGCGUUUCUGUGCUCGUUGAAGCUCGACAGAUACGUCGUUCUCUUUAUGGAGCACGGCUUUGACUGCAUGGACGUGGUCAAGGAGAUGGAGGAAGAGCACAUGCAGCAGAUCGGCAUGGCCACAGGUCACAUCCUGAAGCUCAGGAAGCGCCUGGCGGAGUUCAAGCCGAAGAAGGCCUCCGAAGGUGCGGAGAAAGACCUCACCCGCAAAGUCAGCUUUUCCGAGGCGCCCAAGCCCAAGGAGACGGAAGCCGCAGGCUUCUCCAAGAGCCUCUUAGAAGGCGCCUUCGAUGAGGAGGACUCCGCCGCGAGCUUCCAGGAAGCCUUGAAGGCCUGGCGAGGCGGUGCGGCAGAGGAGAAGGUCAAGGAAGUGAAGGAAGAGAAGGAAGGGAAGGAAGAGAAGAAGGCCCCAGGAUCGUUUUGGUCCUCGUUGGGCGGCAGCGACGUGAACUUGGAGCGCGCCAGCACCCCGUCCAAGCUGCCGGCCGAGAGCACAGCCGCCGAGACGUCGAAUGUAGCUUUGGGCGAGGAGAAGCUUUGCUGCUAUCAGUGCUUCAAGCAGUUUUACGCGCAGUUCGCCGUGGAGCGUGAGGAUGAGACGGCGGGCGGCCAGAGGCGACUUUGCUCAGAGGCCUGCGCCGAUGCCUGGUGCGCGGCCGCGCGCGCGAAGGCGGAGGCCUUCGAAAAGCGGCAGCUGCAGCUGCAGCAGAUGCAGGAGAUGCAGCGCGCGAUGGCUGAGGAGGAAGCCCCCGCGGCGUGAACUGCGAGGUGGUGGCGAAAAACCGCGCCCGUCUCACGAGAAAUCUCGUUUCACAGAGCACGAAAUGAAUUUGCACGGUUGACUCCCUGAGGGUUUGUUGUAGAUGCGUGUG
Effrenium voratum is the source of this 1348-nucleotide messenger RNA. The record is from the annotation of a GenBank genome assembly. Lineage: Eukaryota; Dinophyceae; Suessiales; Symbiodiniaceae.